Striga asiatica is the source of this 643-nucleotide messenger RNA. Lineage: Eukaryota; Viridiplantae; Streptophyta; Magnoliopsida; Lamiales; Orobanchaceae. The record is from the annotation of a GenBank genome assembly.
UCCGGCAAAUCUGUGUUUGCUGCAUUGAAGUUGGCAGUGGUAGAAUCCCGUCUCCCAACUCUCACCGGCCAUGAUGGCCCUCCAACCUAUUCAUUAACAACGACUGGGGCAUCACAUGCAGCCACGGCUAAAAUGUCUGCGCACGAGACGACUCCCGGGCAAAUACGCUCGACUGCUGUCUUGGCAGCCUCAAUCACAUCAAACCCUCUGGCGGAAUUGGCAUUUGGGCCGGCCGAUUUCUCGCUUUGGAUUGUGGGGGAGUCGUCCAGAAGGAUUGAAGCGUCGCAGCCUUGUACAAAGCAGUCGUGAAAAUGAAGGCGGAUAAGAGAGGCAGCCAUGCGGCGCUCACGGGCAACCGCCUGCCGGAUGGAAGUACGGAUUGUUCCGAGUGCAUUGGGACAUGUACGGGCGUAGAAAGUGGGGGACAGCUGGGCUUGUGAUGGGGUAGUGGAGAUGAGUAGUGAGAUUGUUGUUAGGGUUAGGACAAAGUUGCUGGCUUUCGUGGUGCCCUUGUUGAGACAAUAUUGAAAAGCGAAAUUGCUUGUUAUUAGUAUUAUUUAUAUUUUUUAACUAAAAAGACAGAAGUAAUGCUAAAGUCAAUUUACUUGGAGAUGAAGUUGAUUGAGAAGUAGGGCAAUUUGGG